Messenger RNA from Eriocheir sinensis (Chinese mitten crab), 4820 nucleotides. Its product is annotated as relaxin receptor 1-like. Lineage: Eukaryota; Metazoa; Arthropoda; Malacostraca; Decapoda; Varunidae. The annotation marks the transcript as partial. The record is from RefSeq and is a predicted model, not a curated record. Gene Ontology annotation, molecular function: G protein-coupled receptor activity. Gene Ontology annotation, biological process: G protein-coupled receptor signaling pathway. The transcript is spliced from 9 exons. Gene Ontology annotation, cellular component: membrane.
GUGUGUCGUCGUUCCAGCACCUCCUCGUCCGCGUGGAGCUGCGCGUCGGGGUGUGGCUGGUGGCGACGUUCACCCUCCUCGGUAACCUGAUGGUGCUGGGUGGGCGUGUGUUCUCCAGGGACGACAACAAGAUACUGUCGCUCUUUAUCCGAAACCUUGCCGUGGCUGACUUGCUCACCGGCGUCUACCUGCUGGUGAUCGCCGUGAAGGACCUGGAGUUCCGCAGCAGCUACAGUGACCACGCCUACUACUGGAUGACCUCCUGGCAGUGCACCUUCACCGGGGUCCUCGCCAUGACGUCAACAGAGGUGUCUGUGCUCAUCCUGUCGUUCAUGUCUGUGGAACGGUGGCUGUGCAUCACGUGGCCGCUCGCGGCACCCAAGCUGUCCCUGGGCGGUGCCAAGAUGGCACUCUCCCUCAUCUGGCUCCUUGGCCUCAGUCUGGCUCUAACUCCCGUGCUGUACUACCAAGGGCACCAGCAGCGUUUCUACGGCACCAACGGCCUGUGUUUCCCUCUCCACCUGGAUGACCCCUGGGUGCCUGGCUGGCUGUACUCGGGGCUCCUCUUCGUGGGCCUGAACCAGCUGGGUGUGGUCCUUAUCCUGGUCUCGUACACGGGCAUGUUCUGCAGCAUCAGACGCACCAGAGCCAACACGCCACUCUCGCUCGGGGACCGCGAGUUCGCGAUGCGCUUCUUCUUCAUUGUCUUCACCGACUGUCUCUGCUGGACGCCCAUCAUAGUCCUGCGCAUCAUGGCUAUCGCGGAGGUGGACAUUAAACCCGAGCUCUACGCCUAUGUGGUGGUUGUGUUGCUGCCCAUCAACUCCGCCCUCAACCCCUUCCUCUACACCUUCACCACCACCAAGUUCAGGUCUCAGACACGCAGGUUCCUCACAGGCCGCGGCGUGUGUCUGUGUGUGUGGGUGCCGCGCCAGGACACGGACUCGGAGACAACCCGGACCUCGUUCUUCAGGAGCGCCACGCUCAAGCUCACCAACGGCCGCGACUUUCUGCCGGCCCUCAAUUGUACCGCCCCGACCCACACCGUUGACGAGACCACCGUGGCAGAGGUCUCACGGGCAUCACUGGGCCGGGACGAGGUAGUAAAGAUAGAGACCAAACUGUGAGGUGGCGGUGCUGUUGCCAGGGACGAUGUGGUCAAGGUCGAGUUCAAGAUGUGAGGUGGAUGUAGUGGUGUGUGGUGUCGUGGUGUUGUAGACAUGAAACUGUGAGGUGCUGCGUGUUGAUGAGUAGUGUGGCAGUGCGGUAGUGUUGAUGGGGUGAUAGACUGUGGCAGCUUGUUUACGAUACACCGCAGGCGUGCCUAGAUGUUGUGGUCCAUCCAGGACCACCCCACCCCAACCCUCCCCCAGUUGAGACAACAGUCUCCUGAAACGUCCUGUUGUGGGGUAGCACGAGGGAAGCUGUCACCAAAUUCGCCCGUGGUUUCCUGCUAGCAUUUGUACCAGGAACUUUGGGAAUGCAGUAACCUCUGGAAAGAUCGCGUCUUCGGGAUACCAUAUCCGUUCGCUGACCACGAUACCUGUCUAUGUCUGUGAGCUUGUCUGUCUUCCGAGUCCACUCUUCAUACCCCUCAAAGAGACAGAGGAAGCUGGUUGGUCUGCAGCUGAAGAGUUAGGUGGAAGGGGACGAGGAGGACCAAGAGUGGACCCCGAUCGUUCCGGCCAUGACUCUGGUCUCCCCCAAGGAGUCGCCCCAUGCCGUGGUGCUGCCCCAGGCCCACGCCUUCUCCAUCACACAGCACCAGCAACAGCAGUAGUAGCAGCACUUUCUACAGCAGCAGGAGCAGUAAAGCAUCAGGACUGUCUUUGGUCUUUGUGAUCAUGCCUUCACCAAUUCGUCUCCCAGUCGCAUCUCCAGGGACAGGAAGGGCAUAGACCGGGGCCUCUUCCCCACUUACUUCCUGCAUGUGGAGCGAGACGACGGAAAAAAAAGAUGUUCCUCCUCGCUGGACGAAAACGAAAGAAGUCAGCAACCUCAAGCUAUCUGAUUUCUGCUGACCCAACUGAUUAGGCCCGAGGUGGUGAGUCUCUAUGGGAAGCUGAGGUCGAAUCUCCUGGGGACGCAGUUCACCAUAUAUGAUGGAGGUGAAGGUCGCAAGAAGACACUGUCCUCAUCCACUACCACUGACAAGCAAAGCUUGUGUGCUGUGAUCUAUGUAAACAGUGGUUGAGCCUGGAUUGUGGGUGUCCUGUAUUCAGGGGCUGGUUUUUCAUCAUCAGCUGAAGCAGCAACUGCAUGACAAAAGCCUUUCCCAAUGAUCUCCUAUUUCUGCGUCUGAUGUUAGUGUACUCCAUGUCGCUCAUGCACAUAUUCUCUGACUUCAUUUAUCCAUCUUGUUAUCUGUCUGCCCUGACCUUUAGAUUUUUUUGGGUUGCCACACUGUUACAUUGGUUGUCCAUCUGUUUGUUUUUCGGUCCCCCUUUUUCCUACCAUGUCACAUUUUUAUUGUCGCCUUCUAUUUCCCCAGUCCUUCCUAUCGCUCUUUGCUCUCAGUCUCCUUUCUUUUGUGAACAGUCAUCCAUCGCAGCGUGUCUCAAAACUAGUGGAAAAUCCUUGCCCUCCUCUAUUAACAAUCGCCAUUUACCUUCGUUUCAUCCUUACCUUUAAUCCUUCUGCUUACUCUGUCAAACUGUUCUCUCCGUUGGGCUCCUCCGAUCAUAACCUUAUAUCUGUAUCCUGUCCUAUCGCUCCUGUACAUCCUCUGGACCCGCCGAAGAGGCGAUGCUUCUGGCAUUUUGCUUCAGCUCGGUGGGACGACCUGAGGAUGUACUUUUCCGAUUUUCCGUGGAAUGAUUACUGCUUCCAGGAGAGAGACCCCUCUGUGUGUGCUCAGCGCAUCACAGAGGUGAUUGUCUCUGGAAUGGAGGCAUACAUUCCUCGUACUUUCUCUACUCAUGCUAAAAAGCCUUGGUUUUAUCACGCUUAUUCUCGUGCUAUAAAAGAUAGAGAGGCAGCUCACAAAAGGUUCCAGAGCCUUCGAACUCCCACUAACCUUUACAUUUCAGCCCGGAAUCGUGCCAAAUCUAUUCUCCGAAUUACCAAAACUUCUUUUAUUAGUAGAAAAUGUCAACACCUUGCUUCUUCUAAUUCUUCCCGUGACUUCUGGCAUCUAGCCAAAAAUAUCUCCUCCAAUUUCACUUCUUCCGCUUUCCCUCCUUAACCCUGACGGCAGCACUGCCGUCUCAUCUGUCUCUAAGGCUGAACUCUUCGCUCAAACUUUCUGUAAGAACUCCACCCUGGACGAUUCUGGGCAUAUUCCUCCUACUCAUCCCCCCUCUGAUUCCUUUAUGAUUGUUAUUAAGAUUCUUCCAAAUGAUGUUUUCUAUGCUCUCUCUGGCCUGAACUCUCAGAAGGCUUAUGGACCUGAUGGAGUGCCUCCUAUUGUCCUUAAAAACUGUGCUUCUGUGCUGACACCCUGCCUGGUCAAACUCUUUCGUCUCUGCCUAUCAACAUCUAUCUUUCCUUCCUGCUGGAAGUAUGCCUUUGUACAGCCUGUGCCUAAGAAGGGUGACCGUUCCAAUCCCACAAACUUCCGCUCUGUAGCUUUACUUGCCUGUCUAUCUAAAGCUUUUGAAUCAAUCCUUAACCGGAAGAUUCAAAAGCGCCUUUCCACUUCUAACCUUCUAUAUGAUCGCCAGUAUGGAUUCCGCAAGGGGCGUUCUACUGGCGAUCUUCUUGCUCUCUUAACUGACUCGUGGUCAUCCUCUCUUAGCCGUUUCGGUGAAACUUUCUCUGUUGCGCUAGACAUAUCGAAAGCCUUCGAUAGAGUCUGGCACCAGUCUUUGCUUUCUAAACUGCCCUCUUUCGGAUUCUAUCCCCCUCUCUGUUCCUUUAUCUCCAAUUUCCUUUCCGGUCGUUCUAUCUCUGCGGUGGUAGACGGUCACUGCUCUUCCCCUAAAUCUAUCAACAGUGGCGUUCCACAGGGCUAUGUCCUAUCACCCACUCUCUUCCUGUUAUUCAUCAAUGAUCUUCUUUCCAUAACAAACUGUUCUGUCCAUUCAUACGCCGACGACUUCACCCUGCAUUAUUCAACUUCUUUCAAUAGAAGACCAACACAUCAGGAAGUACACGACUCCAGACUGGACGCUGCAGAACGCUUAACCUUAACCUUGCUAUCAUUUCCGAUUGAGGCAGAAGGAACCUUGUUUCCUUCAAUGCCUCAAAAACUCACUUUCUCCACCUAUCAACUCGACACAAUCUUCCAAACACCUAUCCCCUAUUCUUCGACAAUACUCAGCUGUCACCUUCUUCAACACUAAACAUCCUCGGUCUAUUCUUAGCUCAAAAUCUCAACUGGAAACUUCAUAUCUCCUCUCUUGCUAAAUCAGCUUCCUCGAGGUUGGGCGUUCUGUAUCGUCUCCGCCAGUUCUUCUCCCCCGCGCAGUUGCUAUCCAUAUACAGGGGCCUUGUCCGCCCUCGUAUGGAGUAUGCAUCUCACGUGUGGGGGGGGUGGGUUCCACUCACACAGCUCUUCUGGACAGAGUGGAGUCUAAGGCUCUUCGUCUCAUCAGCUCUCCUCCUCCUACUGAUAGUCUUCUACCUCUUAAAUUCCGCAGCGAUGUUGCCUCUCUUUCUAUCUUCUAUCGAUAUUUCCACGCUGACUGCUUUUCUGAACUUGCUAACUGCAUGCCUUCCCCCCUCCCGCGGCCCCGCUGCACACGACUUUCUAUUCAUGCUCAUCCCUACACUGUCCAAACCCCUUCUGCAAGAGUUAACCAGCAUCUUCACUAUUUUAUCCCUCACGCUGGUAAACUCAGGAAUAAUCUUCCUUCAUCUGUAUUUCCUCCUACCUACGA